AUGACUUCUCCACAUGCUCUUGGACACCUCAAUUCUACCACAGUGGCUGAAAGCCUCUCCAAUCUCGUGGGCAACGAAGACCUCUGCAAAAAGCUUGAUUCGAAUGAGUUUCAGGAUGACGUUCAGAGCUUUGUCUCCUCAGUCAUCCAGUCAUCCUUGUACCGCGUCUAUGAUGGAUAUUUUCGAUCACCAGAGGAGAUAAAAAAUCGGUUUGAGGACGAUUGUGUGCACAGGUCACCUGAAAACACGACAACCCUUUUAGGGCAUUCUACGCUGCUCCCCGAUUACGAUGAUCCAAACAGCUUUGAAGCCUAUUAUCUGAUCGACCUGGCUCUCGAAAAUUUCCUCAAGCCGUCUGAAAUAGAAGAUGAAACGCAGUGGCGUCCGAGAGCAGAGCUCGAGCCCGAGGCCUCCCUUGUGCCAAACAUUACCUGGCCCACAAACGAAGACUUCACUCCGGCUCUGGGCGCCGAAAGCAUUGCACAGUUCAUCAAGAGCUGGGAUCUCUCCUCCGACUGGAAAUACAACAUCGAGACCCUUCCGAUGAUCGAUGAGGUCUAUGCAAUCAACUAUCGAUAUAGAGUUCGCUUUAGCAUUCCCACUCAGAGGACUCCGGUGCCUCGCCAGACGGUCUCCGUGUACUUCACGCUCUCGAAAUCCAAAGUAAAACCAAAUGUACGUUUCUGGUUUGGAGGCCUUCCGUUGCCUCUUACGAUUCCUGUCGUAACUCAUGCCCAUACUUCAGUUUGUUUUGAGGAUAUCUGCGAGAAACCCUGCAGCUGCGCUUAUACAAACGAGACAAGCCCUGCUGCUAGUUUUUUCCAGUUUCUAAAUAUUUAUAUUUUCCUAUUUAGCGCACCGUCACAACUUAAAGAGCAUCAGAUUGGUUGUAGUGAAGAAAAUGCGCUAAGCCGUCUACCUGAUCGCCUGGCGUACUGA
Messenger RNA from Dibothriocephalus latus, 939 nucleotides. The record is from the annotation of a GenBank genome assembly. Lineage: Eukaryota; Metazoa; Platyhelminthes; Cestoda; Diphyllobothriidea; Diphyllobothriidae.